Molecule: messenger RNA, 786 nt
Organism: Botrytis sinoallii
Lineage: Eukaryota; Fungi; Ascomycota; Leotiomycetes; Helotiales; Sclerotiniaceae
Exons: 8
Coding region: 1-786 (261 amino acids)
Source: RefSeq, a predicted model, not a curated record
AUGGUUCCUGCCAAUUAUUCCGAUGAACCGAAUUACAUUAUUCAAUAUCUGAAGAAAAUUCCAAUAACAUUUGGAUGGGUGCGCUUGGCUCUUGUACUGGGGACUGGUCACAAACGUAAGAGCCCGGAGAUUCUGGACGACAAUGUGAAGCAAUUUGAGGGCGCUGGAAUUACUCCAGGAAUUGUUCCUACUCCAGAAGUCUUGGCUUCCUUGAAGCAAGAAUCGAAAGCACUCGUAGAAAUUUAUGAGAAGUUGACCAAAAAUUUAUUGCGCGAGGUUUAUAGAGCACUCCAUCUGGGUGAAAUCAUGGUUGGUAAACUCAUACCAGGACGCCGAAGGUACAACUCCGUCGGUCAUCCAUUGGAAGAUUAUGAUGAAGAAAUGAGUUACUCAUUAAAUACCAAUGCGGGCAAGUUGCCAAGUCAGUCCAAACCUGAAAAAAUGGCAUCUGAUGCGUCAAAUACUGAUGACAUGAAUGAUGAAAAAUCAAAGAAAAGACCGAAAAUCACUUCUGAUGAAAAUGCUGAUACAGGUGAUGGGUUACAACUAUCUAGAUCUGGAGCUUCCGUGAUAGUUGUCGAAGAUGAUAUAGAUGAAGAAAACGGUGUACUACUGGCAGUAAUUUUUCCAAACGACAUGAUCUUUAAAGGUAUUAAUGAUGUAUUUAGAUAUAGAGUGAUGUGGUGGCAUGGAAUGAUUCAGAAGUGGAUCAGUCACUGGACAAUUGAACUCAAACAUCUAGUAACCAAAAAAGUUCAAUUUUGGUGGAAGUAUUCUCCUAUGUGA